Quercus robur (English oak) is the source of this 2664-nucleotide messenger RNA. Its product is annotated as potassium transporter 6. Gene Ontology annotation, molecular function: potassium ion transmembrane transporter activity. Lineage: Eukaryota; Viridiplantae; Streptophyta; Magnoliopsida; Fagales; Fagaceae. Bases 228 to 2567 code for a protein of 779 amino acids. The record is from RefSeq and is a predicted model, not a curated record. Gene Ontology annotation, biological process: potassium ion transmembrane transport. Gene Ontology annotation, cellular component: membrane. The transcript has 8 exons.
AAACAUCACUUUCUUUCAAAUCUUUCUGCAACCCAUCGUUGAUCUAGAAAGUCGUCUCCUUUGUCAAAACAAUAAUAAUUUAUUUUUUGUUUUGUUUUUUUCAAUAUUGAGUAUAAGUACAUAAAUUGGUGUUUUUUGGCAAAUGGGUCUUCCUUGAAUCUCUUAAAAUUCACAGCUACAAACAAAGAAAAAAAAAUGGGUUUUUUGAGUCUUUGAGAGCUCCCAUCAUGGAUCUGGAAACUGGGGUUUAUCAAAACCGUGCUAAGGUGGAUUCAUGGAAGACAGUGCUGACUUUGGCCUAUCAGAGUCUUGGUGUUGUGUAUGGAGAUUUGAGCACUUCACCUUUAUACGUGUAUCAAAGCACAUUUGCUGGCGAUGAUAUUCAACACACAGAGACCAAUGAAGAGAUUUAUGGUGUUUUGUCCUUUGUGUUCUGGACACUCACUUUGAUUCCUUUGCUUAAAUACGUUUUUAUUGUGCUCAAAGCUGAUGAUAAUGGUGAAGGAGGGACAUUUGCUCUGUACUCGUUGCUGUGUAGACAUGCCCGAGUCAGCUCACUCCCCAAUUUCCAAUUGGCAGAUGAGGAACUUUCUCAAUACAAGAAGGACAACAAAAAAUUGUGCAAUACUGGGUUGGGAUCAAGCUUGAAGUCUAUGUUGGAGAGGCACAGGGUUUUACAAAGGUUUCUGCUUGUUCUGGCUUUGGUUGGGACUUGCAUGGUUAUUGGUGAUGGUGUGCUUACACCAGCUAUUUCUGUUUUUUCUGCGAUUUCCGGCCUCGAGUUUUCUAUGUCAAGAGAGCAACACAAAUAUGUAGAAGUUCCAGUUGCAUGUGCCAUACUGAUAGGCUUGUUUGCCCUUCAACAUUAUGGCACUCACAGGGUCGGGUUUUUGUUUGCUCCUGUAGUUUUGACAUGGCUUUUCUGCAUCAGUGGCAUUGGUAUAUAUAAUAUAUUUCGGUGGAAUCCUCAUGUCUACAAAGCACUUUCUCCAUAUUACAUGUACCAGUUUUUAAGGAAAACUCAAAGAGGAGGUUGGAUGUCCCUGGGUGGAAUUUUGUUGUGCAUAACAGGUUCUGAAGCCAUGUUUGCUGAUCUUGGACACUUUUCACAAUUGUCGAUCCAGAUUGCUUUCACGUCUGUGGUUUAUCCAGCAUUGAUUCUUGCAUAUAUGGGGCAAGCUGCCUAUCUGUCCAUGCAUCAUAGUCCUGAAAUCCAAGUGCACCGAAUUGGAUUUUAUGUGUCUGUACCCGAAAAAUUUAGAUGGCCUGUUCUGGUGAUAGCCGUACUUGCUGCAGUGGUGGGAAGCCAGGCCAUCAUCACUGGAACUUUCUCGAUUAUUAAGCAAUGCUCUGCUCUGGGUUGCUUCCCAAAAGUGAAAUUAGUCCACACUUCAUCCAAAAUCCAUGGUCAGAUUUAUAUCCCUGAGAUCAACUGGAUCUUGAUGCUGUUAUGCUUGGCUGUUACCAUUGGUUUCAGAGACACAAAGCGCUUGGGUAAUGCAUCAGGUUUGGCAGUUAUCACUGUCAUGUUGGUCACCACCUGCUUAAUGUCUCUUGUUAUUGUCCUAUGUUGGCAUCAGAGUGUCUUACUUGCAUUUUGCUUCGUAGUCUUUUUUGGAACAAUUGAAGCUCUCUACUUCUCAGCUUCUCUCAUCAAGUUUCGCGAAGGAGCCUGGGUCCCCAUUGCCCUUGCAUUUGUCUUCCUAAUUGUCAUGCACGUUUGGCACUAUGGCACACUCAAGAGGUAUGAAUUUGAUGUGCAAAACAAGGUCUCCAUCAAUUGGCUACUCAACCUUGGUCCCAGCCUAGGCAUUGUACGAGUCAAUGGCAUUGGUGUCAUACACACUGAGCUUGUGUCUGGCAUCCCUGCAAUCUUUUCGCACUUUGUCACCAACCUUCCUGCCUUCCACCAAGUCCUGGUUUUUGUCUGCAUCAAAUCUGUCCCAAUCCCACAUGUUAGACCUGAGGAACGCUUUCUAGUUGGGCGCAUUGGCCCUAAAGAGUACAGGAUAUACAGGUGCAUUGUACGAUAUGGAUAUUGUGACGUUCACAAGGAUGACAUGGAGUUUGAGAAGGACCUUGUAUGUAGUAUAGCAGAGUUUAUACACUCCAGUAGCAUUGGAACCAAUGGAACAAUUGAAGAAUUAGAGAAGGAUGAAGAUAAAAUGGCAGUGGUCGGGACGUGUUCUACCCAUGAAGAUGGGAUUCAAAUCAGCGAACACGACAUCAACAGCACAGAGACAGUUGGCACAUCAGAAGUUAGGGAGAUAAGAUCACCACCGGUGAUGCAGCGAAGAAAAAAGGUAAGAUUUAUCGUGCCAGAGAGCCCGAACAUUGACACAAGUGUGAGGGAAGAAUUACGGGAGCUGAUGGAAGCUAGGGAAGCUGGGAUAGCUUACAUAUUGGGACAGUCAUACAUGAAAGCAAAGCAAGGAUCUAGCAUGAUAAAGAAGCUUGUAAUAAACUAUGGGUAUGAGUUUCUGCGUAGGAACAGCAGGGUAACCUCCUAUGCAUUUAGUCUACCGCAUGCAUCUACUCUGGAGGUAGGGAUGGUCUACAAUGUUUAAUUUUUGUUUACUCAGUGCAUCAUGUACAUGUUGUAAUCUUAUGCAAUAGUGAAAGAUCACCACCUUUGGAUGGUGGAUGAAAGAGCUUACACACGAA